Messenger RNA from Oppia nitens, 1848 nucleotides. Its product is annotated as biorientation of chromosomes in cell division protein 1-like 1. The transcript is spliced from 4 exons. The record is from RefSeq and is a predicted model, not a curated record. NCBI's taxonomy places the organism in Eukaryota, Metazoa, Arthropoda, Arachnida, Sarcoptiformes, Oppiidae. Bases 161 to 1780 code for a protein of 539 amino acids.
UAGAUUUGCGAACUCUAUUUGCGUUGUUUUAAAUUGAAUUUUGUGAAUCAAUUAGAGGUGUGUUCGGUAAUUGACUUAAAUGUUUGUUUAAUGUUAUGAUUGAUAGCAUAAACUGAUUGUUUGUUUCAAUUGUUGACAAAUCGUCGAUAUCUUCGCAAAGAUGUCUCAAUCAAGUCAUUCCUCGAGUUGUGACUCACUCUUAAUCAAUACAAUUGUCGAUACAAUCAAAUCUCGCGGUAUAUUUGAUGAGUUAAGACGUGAAUGUCUUUCAGACGCCGACACAAAGCCAUCCUUUCAGAAUCUUCUGCAGAGAGUCGAGGGUUACGUUUCCAAGUUUUUAUCGCAACAAAAAUGGAGUCAAAGUCUUAAUAAAAACCAAUUAAGAGAAAGACUUCGCCGACAAUUAAAUGAGUCCGGAAUGCUUAAGUAUGGUAUCGAGCAUUUGGUCGAACAAGUCGUCAACUUUAAGAUUAAUUCAUUUUUUUGGCCUAAAAUUGAAAGCGUUGUCAAAGAAUUUUUGGGAAUUCAAGACGAAACACCAGUACCUGCUUUUAAUGGUGACUAUCCAUCAAAUAAAUUGUCAAAAAGUAAUUCAAAGAGUGAAUUAAAUGAUUUGAAAAUCGAUGUCAAGAGUCAAUUAGAGACAAUAGUAAAAGUUGAACCACAAGACAUACCGAUGGACACCGAAACCGAUUCAAAUUCGUCUACAGAUAACAACAUUAAAGUUAAAGAAGAAAAUGAUAUUCAUUCAGACAAUGCUUAUAACGAUUGGUCGACUCCACCAAUACAUGAAACCUUUAGACCACUCGCUUACUCACCCAUUGAUAACAGUAUUAAAUUAAAUACAGAUUUGAUUACCGGUAAUAAAAAUAAUGAAAAUGUUUUAACUAAAGAUUUGAAUGAUAGUGAAGUUAAUAAUGAAUUAUUUAAUGAACAAAGUAAUCAAUCGUCGGAAACAAAUCACAUGAUUGUUGAGAAAAAAGUUGAAAAAGUUAAACAAAAAGAUAUUAAAUCAGAUCUCUCUGAUGUUAGUUCCGUCCAUACGAGCGAUUUGUCAGAUUUUGACGAUGAAAUAUCAUUAGACGGUUCCAAUGAUGAACUCAGUGAUAACAAAAAGAAAAUUAGUCUUAAAGUGGCCAAACAGAUCACUGAAGUGCUAUCUAAUGAACAGCCAUUGAGUGAUAAGAAUAAUAAAUGUGAUAAUAAAACAAUUAUCGGUAAACAAUUGUCAGAUAAUAAUAUAUAUCAAACUAAUGUUAAUAAUGAGUCGAAAAGGGUUAGGAAAAUAAAUCCAAAGUAUUCCUCAAAAGAGUUUUCGUCGAUUUUUACAGAAAAGGAUAUUACUAUUGCCAGCACUUCCAGAGAUGAAAGCAACCAAAUGAAUGAUACAUUUAAUAAUAUAAAAUCAGAUAAUGAACACAGAUUUAGUUCAAGAAGGAAAAGACAUUAUAAUUCUGACAGUAAUGACAAAGAUGUUUAUGAUUUAUAUUCUCACAGAAAUUCUAAAAUAAUUAAAAGAAACGAAGAUUCGAGAUGUUCUUCCAGAGAAUCUGUUGAAAGUUCACUAUCAGAGACAACACAAGAUUCAAACCAAUCGCGAAUUAAUACAAGAAGAAGUCGUAGAAAUAGAAAUGAAUUGCAAUCGCAGUCUAAAAGAUAUGACACGACUGAUCUUUAUAAGCCUCGGUCACAGAUUUCAUCGCGAAGAAGACCACAUAUGACACCCGAAUCGAGCACUCAAUCUAAUGAUGACUUUUUUAUUCAUGAUUUAUCAAAAUAAUUACAUUUUAUAUAUAAAAUAAUUAUUUCAAAAUUGUAAAUAACAUUUAAAUAACAUUUUAAAUUGCA